This is a messenger RNA of Moesziomyces antarcticus, 1698 nucleotides long. RefSeq lists its product as uncharacterized. Bases 1 to 1698 code for a protein of 565 amino acids. NCBI's taxonomy places the organism in Eukaryota, Fungi, Basidiomycota, Ustilaginomycetes, Ustilaginales, Ustilaginaceae. The transcript is spliced from 2 exons. The record is from RefSeq and is a predicted model, not a curated record.
AUGCCGAAGCGAACUCGCUCCUCGAGAAAGCCUCGGCCGCGUCGCCGUCGCCAGGCUCCGCCCACGAUCGUCCCCCUUUCCGCGAGCGAGGAUGACGACACGCAGGACGAGGCCCCCAUCCAGCGACGCCGGUCGCCACCAUUGAUGGACGUGGACGCGGAGAGCUCGGAUGGCUCGAUCGUCGAGAUCGAGCAGGAGCUCAGCCUCACGGCUCGCGUCGAAGACGAGGAGGAGGACGGCAACGGUCUCUUCGACGAGGCUGUCGGUGUGAAUGCCGGAGACUCUGCCCACGGCCGGGCUGAUCGCCUGGAUGAUGACGAGGAAGACAUAGUCAAAGACCAGCAGGACUAUCUGGGCGAUAUCGAGGAGCCGAGUGGAAGCUACGAUUCAGAAGAGGAAGAGGAAGGCGUCGUGUGCGAUGGCAUUCCCAGCGACGAACACGCCGACGCGGACGACGAGAACGAGCUCGAGCUCGUUGACGAAGAGGACGAUAACGAUGCCGUCUUGCAGCGCAUGGCGAGUCAGGUCGUCGCCGCUGCGGCAAGCUCAGACGGUGAGCGUUGCACCCGAAAGGCCAAUACCCGCUCCGAGCUUUCACGAGGCGGCCGUCACGCCGAGCUCGAGAAAACCAUCGCAUGGCUUCUCGACCCGGUCAAGCGCCUCGAGGUUCGAGAUAAGCAGUUCGCUGACUUCGUCGACCCCAAGUUCCGAAUUACGAGCGAUGUGCCAAAGAGCACCGGCAAGCUCUUUUUGCGCAGGAGGGCCGAGAAGUUUGUUCUUCUGUACAAUCAAUAUCGCAUCGUCGCAAACCUUCCCGAGGUCGAUGAGCACCUCCUGAGGGUGUUCGAGCUCUUCAUCACCGACCUCAUGAAUUGCUUCGACCAUCCGAAGGAGGUGCCCGGAUGGAACCCCUUCGCGGCUUUCGCCGACCUGGUCGAGGCGGGCGCGGUCGUCCGCACGCCGGAAGCUGUCCGCGCCUGCAGUCGUCUCACUCUGGGCGCCGACUGGUCCAAGUUCACUGACGCCGACCGGGCGCGUGUGGGCGCCGAGCUUACCGCGCGGCUCACGCUCCUCCACCAUUGGAGGAUGGCCGAGAUCAACGAUCUGUUGGUCUCGUGGGACGGUAAACUCGAAAGCCUUUCCACCUGCGGCCUGUGUGGGACCGACGCCUGGGAGAUCUACCUCCUGACAGUGCCGCUCGCGCUGCUUGAGCACGGCACCAAGUACAUCGACAAGGAGACCCCGAGCGACACCUCCUCCGGCUCUGAGCACAGCGCCGAAGACGACAGUGACAACGAUCUCGACGAUCUCGACGAGGACCAGCACGAGCAGCGUUCAGAAGCGUCUGAACGCGACGACGACUUCAACUUAGAUCCGAUGCUGAACUACGUUCCGCAAGUCUUUCGCGAUCUGGAAGAACCCCCUCGGCCGCCUACGCGUGGAAUGGCUCUGAGCCAGAAUCUGCUCAAGAACUACGGUCCCAACGCACACCUGUUGCGAGUGGUAUCGCUGGACGAGUUUGGCUCGGCCGAACAAGAAAACGCUCAGUUCAAGGUGUGUCCGGACUGCGGCUUCCGCUUCGACGGCGGCACGAUCAAUCCGUCGUCGAAGUUUUGGCGCACCAUCGAGCGCGCCAUCCGCGUCGCGCGCGAGCAGAUCAGUGCGGUCCAAGAGUUCAUCGAGCUUCCUCGAGCAUAG